UGUAUUUUAUUACGUUUUAUUUUUUAUUAUUUUAUUAUUUCCCUUCUACGUGACUUUACCGAAAGAACCAACGGAAGAACAAAGUGGGAGUUGUUUGACGCCACUGCAUGGAGAAGCCGCACGGUCACAGCCCGCAACCCAAGCGUGUAAAUGUUCGCUUUGGUUUAUAAAUAUCAUUACACACUCUCACACACAACACAACACACAACUCUCUCUUUCGUUGCGUGGUGUACCAGCCGGACGACGAGUGUGCUCUUGUUAAAAGGAUGCACGUUGAGAUGUAUAAGGGACACGGAGGAGGGGGGGGAGGUGUUGACCAAUAAAGUUGCUGGAGUGCCAUGAAGCCGGUUUUCUCAGGGUGUGGCCACUUUCAGAAGUAAUGGUAUCUCCCCGGCAACCCGCUGAUGGGCCCUCUGUGUUGGCAACACCGAUGGACUCUGGUCACCUGCAUGUUUACUAAUUGCAGAGGAACUCUUGCCUACAUAGCUUCACAACUCAGAAAGAACUGAGGCGAGGAUUCAAGUAAAAAAACGACAGUGAGUUGGCAUCUCUUCCUCCGUGGGAAAACUAGCAAGUCCUCGGUCACGAUGGCCACCGUAAUCGGGGAACAGAUUGGCCGUGCCUACAUCAACUUGGCUCGCCUGCCGAGCGUGCUGGCAGCGCUAGCCAACCGCCCACUGUCCUCGUCACCUUCGUCUCCCACCAUCUCGUCAGUGUGCCGCACUUUCCGAGAAGUGCCCGUCGUCUUCCACGAGAAGUACAUCACGUCUGGCUACCGGCCACCGGGCCAGCCGUGGCGCUUCUACGCACUGAGCCUUUUUGCUCGGCACAACGAGAUCGCCAACGUGUGGACGCAUCUCUUGGGCACGCUCCUUGUGCUGGCCCGCGUUGGCAAGAUCCCUGAGUUGGCCGCCACCCGCGCAGACAUCGCGUCGUGGCCUUUCUUUCUCUUGGCACUUUCUGGAGCAGCCUACAUGGCGCUGAGCACGGUGGCGCACCUCUUCCAUUCGCGCUCCGAGUUGGCGCACUACGGCUUCUUCUUCCUCGACUACGUGGGCGUGGCGCUGUACCAGUAUGGCAGUGCUGUAGGACACUACUUCUACUGCGCUGGACCCGGUGGCUUUGCGUUCCUCCGCGACGAUGUCUACCUGCCAACUACCUGGAUGCUCGCGUGGCUCUCCUGUGCUGGGUGUUGCUUCGCCAACCUGUGCUUCCGAAUUCCCCACUCACUCGGGCGCAAGCUUUUUAAGGUGCUACCGUGUGCUAUGGCGUAUGUGGUGGUCAUCUCGCCCAUCGCUUACCGUCUCGUCACAUCAAGCCCAAACCACGAUCCAGCAUUCCUCUUCCACGUAGCUCAGGUGGCCUUCUUUCUGCUGUCGGCUGUAUUCUUCACAUUUCCACUACCAGAGCAGCUAAAUCCGGGCCGCUUCAACGUGCUGGGGCACAGCCACCAGAUCUUCCACGUGCUGCUGUCCUUGUGCACGAUCACGCAGAUCGAGGCUGUUCACUUGGAUUUUUUAAAGCGUCACAAUGGAAGGAAUCACUCCGACGUUGAGGUGAGGUGGGCUCUGAUGUCCUUUGGAGCGCUGGCUGGACUCAGCGUAGCCACUGCUGCACUGUGCACUUUACAGAUGAGGAAGCAGCUCGCCAAUAAGGACAAGUAGGGAGCUUGCUGUCUUGUCCUGAGGCUCACAGAUGUUUCAACAGCUUAAGAUUUGCACGAUCAGGCCAUGAAGGUACUUGCCCCCACGAUGCUCUGCGGGGCAUGUGCAGUUACAAGUGCGUAUGUGAGGGGGUUAAUAGGUGAGAAUAUAUACAGCUAGGGCUGCGAUUUUGGCACGUAGUUCAUGGUGGUCACGGAUAUUGUGAAUUUGAAUAUAAAGCCCACAGGAUUUUGUGAAAUUUCUGUCAUUUUUAUUUUGCACCUCGAACGUAAAUUCUGCUAAACAUUACAAUGCCAAAAUCGUAACCUUAUGUAUAACACCUUAGUAAGCGCGCAGUACAUUGGUGAGUGCGUGCAUGUUCUUUCAAUGAGUGGAGGUUUGCACCUCAUGCAACAUGCAUGGGUUCUUGUCUCUGUGACACGAGAGAGUAAUUGACAAACACUCAGCGGGUGUAUCUCGAGAAUGUAUGCAUGUUGAACUUUGGGAACCUCAUUUGCCAGUAAAAAUAUGAUAAUUGGUUCUUUACCCUUCUAUCUGGCAACAAA
Molecule: messenger RNA, 2209 nt
Organism: Lethenteron reissneri (Far Eastern brook lamprey)
Lineage: Eukaryota; Metazoa; Chordata; Hyperoartia; Petromyzontiformes; Petromyzontidae
Product: membrane progestin receptor beta-like
Biological process (GO): response to steroid hormone
Cellular component (GO): plasma membrane
Molecular function (GO): nuclear steroid receptor activity; steroid binding
Source: RefSeq, a predicted model, not a curated record